Dioscorea cayenensis subsp. rotundata (Guinea yam) is the source of this 2299-nucleotide messenger RNA. RefSeq names its product transmembrane 9 superfamily member 1-like. Gene Ontology annotation, biological process: protein localization to membrane. The record is from RefSeq and is a predicted model, not a curated record. The transcript has 12 exons. The coding region runs from base 97 to 1860 and encodes 587 amino acids. Lineage: Eukaryota; Viridiplantae; Streptophyta; Magnoliopsida; Dioscoreales; Dioscoreaceae. Gene Ontology annotation, cellular component: membrane.
UUCCAUUCUCUCUCCUCCUUCGUUCCUCUUGACCCUCGUCGGCGAUCCACCUUCGCGCGCUGUGAUUUCUCCGGCGUCCUUCGAGAUCUGGCAUCGAUGAUGUUCCUUCGCGCUCGAUCUCUUCCUGUCUUCGCUCUUGCUCUUCUUCUCUUUGCCGUCCUUUGUACCGCUUCGGAAUCCGAUCACAAGUAUCGCAGCGAAGAACCUAUUACUCUCUGGGUCAACAAGGUUGGUCCUUAUAAUAAUCCUCAGGAGACAUACAACUAUUACAGCCUUCCAUUUUGCCAUCCAUCUGAGAACCCGGCACAUAAGUGGGGUGGGCUUGGGGAGGUUCUUGGUGGAAAUGAGCUUAUUGACAGCCACAUUGAUAUAAAAUUUGGGAAGGAUGUUGCGAAGGGAACUAUUUGUACUCUAGAGCUUGAUGAGGCAAAGGUGAAGCAGUUCAAUGAUGCUAUUGACAGUUCAUAUUGGUUUGAAUUCUUCAUUGACGAUUUGCCUUUAUGGGGUUUUGUUGGGGAGACUGAUAAAAAUGAUGAAAGUAAGCGUUUCUUUUUUACUCACAAGAGUAUUCUCAUCCACUACAAUGGCGAUCAGAUUAUCCAAGCCAAUCUCACUCAAGAAGGUCCUAGGAUCCUGGAGGCUGGCAAAAAGGUAGACAUGACUUAUUCAGUUAAAUGGGUCUCAACAAAUGUGUCAUUUGCUCGCCGUUUUGAGGUGUACCUGGAUCAUCCCUUCUUUGAACACCAGAUUCACUGGUUUUCCAUUUUCAAUUCAUUCAUGAUGGUUAUUUUCCUCACUGGUCUAGUAUCCAUGAUAUUGAUGCGAACUCUUAGGAAUGAUUAUGCCAAAUAUGCUCGUGAAGACGAUGAUCUGGAGAGUUUGGAAAGAGACGUCAGUGAAGAGUCUGGGUGGAAGCUUGUCCAUGGGGAUGUUUUCCGGCCCCCUCGCAGUUUAGUGGUUCUUUCUGCUGUUGUGGGAACUGGUGCACAGCUGGCAAUGCUUGUUCUCCUUGUUAUCUUAUUGGCAAUCAUUGGGAUGCUGUAUGUUGGGCGGGGAGCUAUUGUCACCACAUUCAUAGUUUGCUAUGCGCUUACUUCAUUCAUUUCGGGUUAUGUUAGUGGCGGGCUUUAUUCACGGAAUGGUGGUAAAAACUGGAUAAAGUCGAUGAUACUUACAGCAUCAUUAUUCCCAUUUCUGUGCUUUGGAAUUGGCUUUGUACUCAAUACAAUUGCUAUCUUCUAUCGGUCACUUGCGGCUAUUCCUUUUGGGACUAUGGUGGUUGUGUUCAUCAUUUGGGCAUUUAUCUCAUUUCCCCUAGCACUUUUGGGAACUGUUGUGGGCAGGAAUUGGAGCGGUUCCCCAAAUAAUCCAUGCCGUGUGAAGACUAUCCCUCGACCUAUCCCUGAGAAGAAAUGGUACCUUACACCGUCGAUUGUUUCACUCAUGGGAGGUUUGCUCCCCUUCGGCAGCAUUUUUAUUGAAAUGUACUUUGUUUUCACAUCCUUCUGGAAUUACAAGGUGUAUUAUGUCUAUGGCUUUAUGUUACUGGUUUUUCUGAUCCUCAUAAUCGUCACCAUCUGUGUGACCAUCGUUGGCACUUAUUUCUUGUUAAAUGCGGAGAACUACCAUUGGCAAUGGACUUCAUUUUUCUCUGCCGCUUCAACAGCUCUCUACGUGUUCCUGUAUUCCAUAUACUACUUCUAUCUGAAGACAAAGAUGUCUGGAUUUUUCCAGACCAGUUUCUACUUUGGCUACACCUUGAUGUUUUGUCUGGGUUUGGGCAUUCUUUGUGGUGCCGUUGGCUAUCUAGGCUCAACCUUGUUCGUGAGAAGAAUUUACAGAAACAUCAAAUGUGACUAAAGCUCAAGACUAGAUUCAAUGCACGUUAUAAUUUGUCAGAGACCAGUAUUUCAGCAUGAAUGGUGGUAAAUUUCUGAUGUAUCUUCACGUUGCCGCGGAGAAGAUCAUGUGGGGAGUGGCCGUAUUUCCAUUAUUCUUGUCUUUCUCGCUUUUGUUUCCUUGUUGCUAGACCUGAAGGUUUUGGAUUUUCCGGCUUCGGUUUGAAGCCAUAAUAUCUCUACUCUAGUGCAGGUAUAGGCUAUUAUCUAUAGAAAGAAUGAUUAACCAUCUUGUAUCGUUUUACUUGGGUGGACACUGGGCCUUGAAGUCCAUUCACACCCCCCACAAAUGGAUUCAUUCAGAUGUAUCAUUGCUGCAACUUUGUUUCCCUCAUCAUUUGUUAACACCAACUUCUUCAGUUACUUUCACAAUUUGAAUGCCAAAUAUGUUUUCUUUACUA